AGAGAGAGAGAGAUCUGGGGACAGUGUCAGCAGGAAGACGGAAGAGAAGCUCUGAAUGCAUUUUAUUUAAAUGAUUCAGAAAGUGAGAGACCCAUAACACGGGGAUCUGGACAUGGAGCACUUCAUUGAUAGACACCGGGCAGCUCUGAUAAGCCGGGUCCCCUUGGUGGAGCCCAUCCUGGAUCAUCUCCUGCAGAAUGAUCUGUUGAUAGAAGAACAGUACGACAAUGUGCGCAGUAGGCCAACAUCUCAGGAGAAGAUGAGACAACUCUACCAGUAUGCCAGAGGUUGGGCUAAUCCCGACAAGGACAUCUUCUAUGAGGCGCUAAAAACAUGUAAUGGGCCUCUCAUCCAAGACCUGGAAAACUCUGAGAUAGUACCAAGAGCCAAAAAACCAAAGCUACAAGAAACCUGCACAGUUGAUGGAUCCUCACCAAUGGAACAUUCAACGAAACAGGAAGAGAAGGCAAAGAAUAAAGGACUGGCACCUACCUACCUGAAGGAUGCACUAAGCUGUUUAUGUUGUGUGGACAUCUUCAAGGAUCCAGUGACCCUGCCAUGUGGACAUACCUACUGUUUGGCCUGCAUUACCAAAACCUGGGAGAACCAGCAUGAGAGAGAAGCGUCAUGUCCUGAAUGCAUAAGACCGUAUCUGAGGAAGCCUGAGCUAAUGAGGAACUUCAGAUUGUGUGAAUUAGUGGAGGCCUACCGGCUUCAUGCAGAAGAUGCUUCCCAUAACACCGAAUAAUACGUUGCUAUAGUACAGGGGUCUCCAAAAAUGUUAAACAAAGGGCCGGUUUAUUGUCCUUCAGACUUUAGGAGGGCCGGGUUGUGGCCAGCAGAAGUAGAAAUUGUCCUAGCAUCAGUGGGAGUAAGCAUCCCCACAUUUGGUAUUGGGGGGGGGGGAGAGAGAGUGCCCCAUUGGCCCGGAUU
Molecule: messenger RNA, 933 nt
Organism: Rana temporaria (common frog)
Lineage: Eukaryota; Metazoa; Chordata; Amphibia; Anura; Ranidae
Product: E3 ubiquitin-protein ligase CHFR-like
Exons: 4
Coding region: 113-748 (211 amino acids)
Biological process (GO): regulation of apoptotic process; innate immune response; inflammatory response
Source: RefSeq, a predicted model, not a curated record